GAGAGAGAGAGAGAGAGAGAGAGAGAGAGAGAGAGAGAGAGAGAGAGAGAGAAAGAGCAUGCGGCUGAGAGGUUUUAUGGAUUUGUUUGCUGUAAAAUCCUGGAUGGUGAAGAAAUCACACAGCGAAAUCGCCAUCUGUUUCGUCCUAUGCAUCAAAUGUGCUCAAGAUAGAGGCAGCAGAAUCAUUAUUUAUCCUGCUCUGGUGACAGCAGCCGGAUCUGAUUCCCUCAGUGCGUAAAUGUAAAAAAAAGAAAGCCAAAGCCCGGAAAUGAGAAAGGAAAGGACUGGUACAUGGCAUAUGGGAAUUGCAAUGGAACACAAUGCAUCCAGACCGGCUUUAAUUGAUCUGAUCGCUUCUUUUGGAGGAUGGUGAAUGAAAAGCUUUCAGGCUGACAGUAUUCUUCAGGACUGAAAUCAUCCUGCUUCAGUUCAAGCUCUGCGUCCCUCGAUUAUGCUGCACUGAACGAGAACUGGACACCGCCCUGAAUACUCUGGAAGUGACUUCUAACCAUUAACAGUGCGGACUGGACCAGUUGCAUCACGCGACCAGCAGCAUCAGGACCUGAUAAGAGAAAAUAAAAAAAUAAAAAACGCGUUUUCUCCGUACGCCAGCCGUAGUAAGUUUGUCCCUGGCGGGCCGCCGUUGAGAUGGGAGAGAACAUGUCGAAGAGACUGAAGCAGGCCACAGGCGGAGAGUCAGAGAUGGAGGAGCGCAGUUUUAUCAACCCUUUCUCGGACUGGGACCAGGGAUUGCUUGUGUCAUCAAAUUCAGGAGCUGACAGUAACAGCAACGACCCUUUUGAUGCGAAUGGAAAGAUCAGUGAUGCCUUUCAGAAGAAAGUGCAGAAUAAGAUUAAAGAUCUUCUACAGCAAAUGGAGGAGGGUUUGAAGACUGCAGAUCCACACGAUUUUUCCACCUAUACGGGCUGGACAGGCAUAGCCCUUCUCUACCUGCAGCUUAAUCGGGUCACCCAUGAGGCCUCACAUCUUCAGCGCGCUCUGGAUUAUGUCAAACGCACACUGCGGAACCUGAAUGGUCGGCGUGUUACCUUCUUGUGUGGAGAUGCAGGGCCUCUCGCUGUAGGUGCCGUUGUCCACCACCACUUAAAAAACCAGACUGAGUCCCAGGAGUGCCUCACUAAAUUGCUCCAGCUCCAGCGUUCAGUCCUCAGUCUCGACUCCGACAUUCCUGACGAGCUUCUGUAUGGGCGGGCCGGUUACCUCUUCGCCCUACUGUACGUGAAUAAAGAAAUCGGGCCUGAUACUGUGGACGAGACCACCAUUGCCAAGGUGGUGAAUGUUAUUUUGGAGUCGGGGAAAAACUUGUCUAAAGAGGAAAAGAAAACGGAGCGAUGCCCACUGCUCUACGAGUGGCAUAAGAAACAGUAUGUAGGUGCAGCCCAUGGUCUGGCAGGCAUCUACUACAUACUCAUGCAGCCCAGUGCUAAAGUAAAUCAAGAUGUUUUGAAUGAGCUGGUUCGGCCCAGUGUAGAUUACGUGCGACACAAGAAGUUCCGCUCUGGCAAUUACCCAUCAUCCCUGAGCAACGAGACCGACAGACUGGUACACUGGUGUCAUGGAGCACCUGGGGUGGUGCAUAUGCUCAUCAUGGCUCAUACAGUCUUCAAGGAUGACAAGUACCUGAAAGACGCUGUUGAAUGUGGAGAGGUGAUCUGGCAGAGAGGCUUACUUAGGAAAGGCUACGGCAUCUGCCACGGCACUGCUGGGAAUGGAUAUGCCUUUCUCUCCCUCUACCACAUCACACAGGAUAAGAAAUAUCUGUAUCGUGCCUGCAAGUUUGCUGAAUGGUGUUUGGACUAUGGAACCCAUGGCUGCCGUAUUCCUGAUCGGCCUUACUCACUUUUUGAAGGUAUGGCCGGAGCCAUCCAUUAUCUCUCAGAUCUCGCUCAACCUGAGGCUUCCUGCUUCCCUGCAUUUGAACUCUGACCUGUGCAUUUGGAAGCAUAGACUCCUACUCCUUUAUCUGGAGUUUUACAUGCUUUCAGUGCACAUUUGAUGAUAUGAUUACUUCACCCUGGAAGGACCCUUUAAAAUGAAGAAGACAAAAUAAUUUCUUCCUCACCACAACGGACGCAAAAAAAAUCCAACCUUCAGCCUAUAGCUUCAAACACCACCGCCUCGUUCUGUCUUUGUAGCUUAUUGCCUUUAUCCAUAUGUUGUUGUUGUAUUUUUAUUUUGACAAUAUUUUAUGCAAAGAUUUCAUUUUUUUUAUUUUAUCAUCUUUUCAACAUGUCCUAACAAGGAGCAACAUGACGAUUCCAGAGACAAGCAAUUUGUCUUUCCACACUGAACGCAAAACCACCGUGAUGCCGCAGAAAAAGAAACCAAGUUAUCAACAAAAUGUCCUUUCGCCUGUAUGGUUAGGACACGAUUUUAGGGCUUAAUGUUUUGCUAAAAACCUUGCAUCUGCAUGCUUGUGUUCCUUCCUGGUUAUUAGCAGUGCAUCAAUUUGAUUGUUUCUGUCACACACUGGGAUGUUUGUUCCCAUGUAAAAGCUGUUCACUUGUCCAGGAACUGUCUAUGUUGUCUUUGUCUUUGCAUGAGGAUGGUAACAGAUGUACUCAUGUCGGAAUGUGAAUGUGCCGUUGUAUGUGUGCCUUUAGGUAAAAUAUCAACAGUAUCCAACAUGUUGUGGUUCUUUAGGAUGUUCUUUGUGUAUGUUCAAGUGUUUCGUUCCAGUUGCCAUUUGUAAAUGUCUCAAUGAAAGAAAUAAUCCAUUGUACCUGAAAGAAUGAACUGUUCUGUUAAAUUUUGUUUCCUCAGGCAAACUCUGUUAUGAAUGUCGCAAUAAAUUGGGCUUUUUUUUUUGAACCGGUCAAAAAUGACCAUGUCUGAAU
Messenger RNA from Myxocyprinus asiaticus (Chinese sucker), 2858 nucleotides. Its product is annotated as lanC-like protein 2. Lineage: Eukaryota; Metazoa; Chordata; Actinopteri; Cypriniformes; Catostomidae. Gene Ontology annotation, cellular component: plasma membrane. The transcript is spliced from 10 exons. Bases 649 to 1947 code for a protein of 432 amino acids. The record is from RefSeq and is a predicted model, not a curated record. Gene Ontology annotation, biological process: peptide modification; carbohydrate metabolic process.